UAUUUAGCGGAAAGGUGGCUAAAUAGUUUCACGUCACGUUUUUAAAACGGCAAAUAAGGAGGGAAAAGCGGUGUGCAAAGGCUUUGGGCUGUUUAAAAGAAUAAAUUAGAAAACAUCCAAAAACGACCACCCGAACGGUUCUCGGGCUGGCAGGCUAUGUUACCUAGCAACGGACUGAAAGGUCGGCCCUCUGACGUCGGGCUGGCGUCACAUGCUUUGGGGUGAGUCGUGGUGGACAGGGGUAAUGGGGGAGAGGAGGAGGAGGACGCAGAAGAAGAAGAAGGGUGCUUCAGAGGAGGAAGAGGAAAUCUCGCGGGAAGUAACUAUAGAGACCAAACGGCUUCUCCUCAACGUUGACAUUCAGAAGCGGAGGAGUGAGGCGCCGUGAGUCCUUUUAUGUGUAACUAAGAAGAUCACCUUUUAUUGAUGUGUCAGCUGGAUUAUCAACACCAGGAAACCUAAGUCAAAAUGAGGUUAAAGACUUCUCUGCUAAAGGAACCGAAGCAUAAGGAAUUGGUUAGUUGUGUAGGCUGGACAACAGCAGAUGAGCUCUAUUCAUGCAGUGAUGAUCACCAGAUUAUGAAGUGGAACCUGUUAAAUGGUGAAACAACACUAGUAGUGAAGCUUCCUGAUGAUAUCUAUCCCAUAGAUCUUCACUGGUUUCCUAAAAGUUUAGGUGGCAAGAGACAAAUCCAAGCUGACAAUUUUGUACUCACAAGUUCUGAUGGCAAAUUCCAUUUGAUUUCCAAGACUGGAAGAAUUGAAAAAAGUGUAGAAGCCCACUGUGGAGCUGUACUUGCAGGACGAUGGAAUUAUGAGGGAACAGCACUUGUUACAGUUGGUGAAGAUGGACAAAUAAAAAUAUGGUCUAAGAGUGGAAUGCUGAGAUCUACUUUAGCACAGCAAGGAACACCAAUAUAUUCAGUAGCUUGGGGACCAGAUUCUGAAAAGAUUCUCUAUACAUCAGGAAAGCAGCUAAUUAUCAAGCCACUUCAGCCAAAUGCUAAAGUUCUGCAGUGGAAAGCACAUGAUGGAAUUAUUCUAAAAGUUGAUUGGAACUCAGUUAAUGAUCUUAUCCUGUCAGCUGGUGAAGACUGCAAAUAUAAGGUAUGGGAUAGUUAUGGUCGUCUGCUGUAUAGCUCACAGGCACAUGAGUAUCCUGUCACUUCUGUCGCUUGGGCUCUGGAUGGGGAGUUAUUUGCUGUGGGGUCCUUUCGUACAUUACGACUUUGUGAUAAAACAGGGUGGUCCUAUGCGUUAGAGAAACCAAACACCGGCAGCAUAUUUAAUAUUGCUUGGUCUACUGAUGGCACACAAAUAGCUGGUGCUUGUGGAAAUGGACAUGUGAUUUUUGCCCAUGUUGUCGAACAACGAUGGGUGUGGAAAAACUUUGAAAUAACAUUAACUAAAAGAAGAACGAUGGAGGUUCGUAAUGUACUUAAUGAUGCAGUGGACUUACUGGAAUUUCGUGACAGAGUCAUUAAAGCUUCUUUGAACUAUGGGCAUUUAGUAGUUUCAACAUCUCUUCAAUGUUACAUAUUCUCAGUUAAAAACUGGAAUACUCCAUUAAUCUUUGAUCUCAAAGAAGGAACUGUCAGUUUGAUUUUACAAGCAGAAAGGCAUUUUCUUCUUGUAGAUGGUGGAGGAAUCUAUCUAUAUUCCUAUGAAGGACGUUUCAUUUCUUCACCAAGGUUUCCAGGAAUGAGAACUGAUGUACUCAGUGCUCAAACCAUAUCUUUGAGUAAUGAUACUUUAGCAGUAAGAGACAAAUCUGAUGAAAAAGUUAUAUACCUGUUUGAUCCCUUAUCUGGCAAACCCCUUGGAGAUGGAAAGCCCCUUAGCCAUAAGACAGAAAUAAUGGAAAUUGCCUUAGACCAGAAGGGUCUUACAAAUGAAAGGAAAAUAGCAUUUAUUGACAAAAAUAGAGAUCUUUAUAUAACUUCUGUGAAGAGAUUUGGGAAAGAACAGAAAAUUAUUAAAAUAGGAACAAUGGUGCACACUGUGGCGUGGAAUGACACAUGCAACAUACUUUGUGGACUUCAAGAUACACGUUUUCUAAUUUGGUUCUAUCCUAGUGCAGUAUAUGUAGACAAAGAUCUUUUGUCCAAAACUCUGUAUGAAAAGGAUGCAAGUGAAUUUAGUAAAAAUCCUCAGAUUGUGAGUUUUGUUGGAAGUCAAGUAACUAUCCGGAGAGCUGAUGGCUCACUUAUUCACAUUAGCGUUUCACCUUAUCCAGCUAUACUUCAUGAAUAUGCAAACAACUCAAAAUGGGAAGAUGCCAUCAGAUUAUGUCGCUUUGUUAAGGAUCAAACAUUGUGGGCAUGUCUAGCUGCUAUGGCAGUAGCUAGUAAGGAUAUGAACACAGCAGAAGUGGCCUACGCAUCUAUUGGCGAAAUUGAUAAAGUUCAGUAUAUCAGUUCCAUCAAAGAUCUUCCAUCAAAAGAAUCUAGAUUGGCUCAUAUUCUGCUGUUCAGUGGAAAUGUACAAGAUGCUGAAACCCUGCUUCUUCAAGCUGGCCUUGUUUACCAAGCUAUUCAAGUCAAUAUUAACCUUUACAACUGGGAAAGGGCACUAGAACUUGCUGUGAAACACAAGACACACGUUGACACGGUUCUGGCUUACCGACAAAAGUUCUUGGAUGACUUCGGCAAAAAAGAAACGAAUCAGCGAUUUUUGCAAUAUGCAGAAGGGCUUGAAGUUAACUGGGAUAAAAUCAAAACGAAAAUAGAACUGGAAAUUGCGAAAGAGAGAGAACGAGCGGCAGCUGCUCCAGCAGUCAGAGCAAGUCUAACCAUACAGCGCUAAGGGCCAUGCUGAUCAUAUUAAGUAGUUGUUUUAUCACUCUUUGCUACUUCAGCAGACUGGUAAGCCUUGGUAUGCGAGUCUGUUUAUUGUGGGUGGACAGUAAUGUCUGACUCUUCAGUCUCAACCCAUGUGUAGUGCUUAUUUAUUGUUGAUGGAAAUGAAUGUAUAUGUGUGUAAACCUGUUAUGAACUACAAAACUGUUCUGGUUAUAGUGCUCAUAUAAGAAAUCUGAAGUUCUCUGCUUUCUUUGAAGCAGAUAUUACUAAGAUCUGUUUCUCAAGGGAAGGUUAUCUUUUGGGUAGCACAGUUGAGGCACAUAGAUUCUAUCACAUAAAUAAAUGGUCAGCUUAUCAGAUUACCAAAAAAUAAGUAUGCAGUUUCUCUAAAAGCCCAGAUUGCUUGAUACCUUAAAACCUUUGUGCCUAAUAUAAAGAAGCUUUUUCUGUAUAGAAUUAUAUAUGUCUGAAAUGUCAAUACAGUUUCGUAACUGAGGGAAUGUUAUACCAUGUGUACAGACUGCAAUAUAGAAGUUGAUUAAUAAAAAUAUAUUCUUAAGGAA
This is a messenger RNA of Pogona vitticeps (central bearded dragon), 3364 nucleotides long. The record is from RefSeq and is a predicted model, not a curated record. NCBI's taxonomy places the organism in Eukaryota, Metazoa, Chordata, Lepidosauria, Squamata, Agamidae.